AUGGCUGAUUCUACUGAUCUAUCAUUAGCUGCAAAUUGGAUACGAAGCUCUUCUUCUAUCUUAAUUGCUGCCGGUGCUGGUCUCUCCGCUUCAGCAAUUAAUCCGCAUUAUAAUGUUGGUCUUGAUUACACAUCUGUUGCUGCAUUUCGUAAGCUAUAUCCUCGGAUGACUCAAGUCUCGUCUAUGCGAUGUAUGUAUGACGCUAUUGGCAAACAUGAUUGGUCGCCCGAGUUGAUGUGGGGCUACCUGUUUACACAUGUUAAUAAAUGCCGUUACAAUUGGGGGCCAACAGAUGUUUAUCAAGAUCUUAAAGCGAUCAUAUCGAAUCAAUCCAUUGAUUCGUUUGUUGUCACAACAAAUGCAGAUGGCAUGUUUGAGCAGAAUAAAUUCGAUAUGAGUCGUUUUCUGAGUACGCAAGGAGACUAUUCUCUCCUUCAAUGUUUGAAACCGUGUUCACGUGAGUCUGUGUAUGACGCUCGUCCAUUUAUUGAUCAUGGGCUUCCGCACGUUGACCAACAAACGAUGGAAGUGCCAUCGGAAUUUGUACCGCGAUGUCCUCGUUGCCAUGGCCCCAUGUUUUUUUGUGUUCGCGGUGGAGAUUGGUUCAUUGAAUCGGCAUUUGCUGUCGGACGAAAGCGUUAUCAUGAUUUUAUUCACCGUGCAAUCGAUCAAAAACAAGGACUGUGCACAAUUAUCGAAAUCGGUGUUGGUUUCAAUACUCCAAGCGUACUCCGUUGGCCCAUGGAUGAGUUGGUUAGCAGAUUUCCACACGUCAGAUUAAUUCGUGUAAAUAUGCAUGCACCGGAUGUGCCUAUUCAUGCUCGAAAAGAGAAGCGAGCCAUCGGAUUCGACGGUAACGCAGCAGACAUUGUCCGGCAGUUAAAAGAAUUUUCUCUAAGAUAA
Messenger RNA from Adineta ricciae, 903 nucleotides. The record is from the annotation of a GenBank genome assembly. NCBI's taxonomy places the organism in Eukaryota, Metazoa, Rotifera, Eurotatoria, Adinetida, Adinetidae.